UCGAACUCUGAGGAGCCACUUGUCCCACACAUAUCUCCUUUACUUUCCCUCCUCUGCUGUUUCAGAUUUCUCUAAUGCUAUGGUCCCUAAAGGGUUUUAGUGUGUUUUUGGCUCUCGCUUUUCCUCACUGCCUGCACUUCUUCCCUCCUUUUCUUCUCAAAUUCUUUCGCCGGAAAUGGAGAAUGAAGAACCCUUUGCUAAGCUGAAGGAUCACAGCGCUUCCACCACCACCACCACCACCAUGGACGACGCUCCUACUCAACAGGUUGAACACUCAACCGAAAUAGUUGAAGAAACCCCACCUGGUCACCAUCAGAGUCCAAAUUACUUUGAAUCAGAAAAACCAACGAUAUUUAUUGAGGAUGCCAGGGAGGAUUAUGUCAGAAUAAACAUGCCUCAAACACCAAGUCGCACUCCUAAAAGAGUAAAUUUUUCCCCAUUACCCAGCCCUAGCUUUGCAAAAGUUAAUUGGUCCCCAGGUCCCUCACCAUCAAAAACUAAAUUAACCAUAAAAAGCCUUCUUCCAAAACUAAGUUUCAAACGUCAGGGUAGCACUUCAGACAUUGAGAAGGAAGCUAUUAUAGCACUAGGAGAUUCACCUACAAGAAUAUGGGAGAAGCGUCGGAUUUCAAGGACAUUGUCUCUUACAAAGCUAUUCACACCAAAAAUGAAUAGAGCAUCAUCUGUACCUGGAACUCCAAUUGCUCACUCAAAUCCAGAGUCUAUGCAUGGAGGGAAUAUGACCAGUCCAUUAAGUUCUGUUAAAGGAGGGGCCCAGCGACCUAUUUCUCGUUCACAUUCAGUUCCCGAGCUUUGCAAAGAAGGAAGCCUAUCUGUACGUGUUGGUUUUCGCGUAAUUCCCGCCACUCCACAAAAGGCUGAGGGGACUGUCAUGACAAUGGCAAACCCAUCCCUAGAAGAUGAUAUUGAUGGAAAUGAUGAUGAGGGUGAAAAUAUACUUGAAGAAGAAGCUGUUUGUAGAAUCUGCCUCGUUGAACUGGGGGAGGGUGCCGAGUCCCUCAAGAUGGAAUGUAGCUGCAAAGGCGAACUUGCUUUGGCCCACAAAGAAUGUGCUGUAAAAUGGUUUAGCAUAAAAGGUAAUAAAAUAUGUGAUGUUUGCAAGCAAGAAGUUCAGAACCUAUCUGUCACCCUUCUACGAAUUCAAACUGUUCAGGCUCUUAACUGGCAAGAGAGUGGUCAGCAAGCUGAGGUUGCUAGAUAUAGGAUAUGGCAGGAUAUUCCAGUUCUUGUUAUUGUCAGCAUGCUUGCUUAUUUUUCUUUUCUAGAGCAGCUACUGAUUUCAAAAUUGGGAUCCGGUGCAAUAGCUAUAUCUCUCCCAUUUUCCUGCAUAUUGGGUCUUCUAGCAUCCAUGACAGCCACAACAAUGGUAAACAGAAGAUAUGUCUGGGUUUAUGCAGCCUUUCAAUUUGGUCUGGUAGUUCUCUUCGGACAUAUUUUUUACUCACUGGUUCACAUCCAGUCCGUUCUAUCUGUUCUUAUUGCCACACUUGCUGGGUUCGGAGUUACAAUGUGUGGACAUUCUGUUCUUGUUGAGAUAUGGAACUGGAGGAAAAGGUGGCAUUCUGAGUCAAAUCAACAUGGUUCUCAGGAGGUGGCGCAGCCAGAACAAUCAACUGAAACUGCCGAUCAAUCUCAGACGGAUCCUCACCACCAUGUAAGUGAAAGAGGAGAUGAGUUGAUUGCAGACCAAUCUCAGACAGAUCCUCGCCACCAUGCAAGUGAAAGAGGAGAUGUUGAAGCCAUUCAUGGCAGCUGACUCUGUAUAUAUUAGACUCAUUAAUGCCAUAUGUGGUGGCAUCAUAAGGGAGGGUUUUGGCUGUAUAAAUACCAUAUCAUUUGUAAAUUUGAGUUUAUGCAGUGCAUUUCUUAAUAUAAUAACAAUCUGGAAGAAAUCCCUUUGCUGGUUUUUCUUCUAUAUUUCCUUUUA
Corylus avellana is the source of this 1948-nucleotide messenger RNA. RefSeq lists its product as uncharacterized. Gene Ontology annotation, molecular function: zinc ion binding. NCBI's taxonomy places the organism in Eukaryota, Viridiplantae, Streptophyta, Magnoliopsida, Fagales, Betulaceae. The record is from RefSeq and is a predicted model, not a curated record.